AUGGGGAACUCCAUGGGUUGUGUCAGGCCUCCUCGGGAGGGGGAACAUGGUGGAGCCACCCCACUUUCACCAAAGAAGCGUCUCCGUUUCAGACGUAAGCACAAGGGCAAGAAGAACAGGAAAGGAGAGUUAGAACAGGAGGACUUUGAGCGACAAAGAAGCCAGGAGCCUGAUGACAGAGAGGCGGAUGAAGAUGACAAGGAAAAAGCCGAAAUUAUAGAAUCAGCAGAUUUUAGCAACAGAGCUAGGACUCUUAUAACAGUGCCUGUUACCCAGUUAACUCAUUCCAAAACUAAUCUGCACAGUAAUACUCUUUCCCCUGGCUCUGUGAGUGCAAGUGUAGGGGGUCGUUUGGGCAACAGAAUACUUGAAGUAUCCCCCAAGCCCAGCCCAGCCUGGAGAGGGGUUUUCUGCCUUCCAGGGGAGGAAGACACUGUUAGCGCCAUCAUAGAUGUCUCCAGCAUCCCAAGCCAAACCACAACCACCACCCCAGUCAACACUGCCCCAGCUCUGGGCAGUACCACUCCGGGUGGAGGGAGGGUUUGUCGUGUUAAGGAGAAAGUCCAAGGGGUCCUAGAGAAACCUUGGAUCCUCCGACAAAAGAAGGAGAAAAAAGACCAGGGGAAGGUAGAGAAAGAGGAAAAGGGGGUUGGUGGAGUCAAAGGAGUACCAGAAAGAACUGAAGCAAUGGUGCGGACACCUUCGGGGAGGGAGCACAAAGGUGUGGUCCAUAUCCGUGAGGUGGAUGGUAAACUCUGCGUGGUGAGGACAGUGUACCCCAGUGAUUUUGGCUCUCCAGUGUGGAGGGGCGAAAGGGACCGUGAGAUAGAGGUGCGCAAUGAUCCCCUUGCCCUGUCUCCAGUCACAGGAAAUAUUCUCAAAGUCCAACUGUCUGAGGAGGCUGAAAGUAGAACCAGAAUGUCUGGAGGAGAUUUCCCCAUGUCUUCUAACCAAACGCGGAUUCAGGAGACUUUGACUGUCCAGGGAUUUAGCUUGCACACCCCGCUUCGCGCACAGGAGCAGUCUUCUCUGUUGGAAUCGGGAUAUGCCAGCGACCUGCCGUUGACCUCUCCAGAAACAGCGGGCACCACUCCCAGUCAGACAGACUGGGGAGGGCUGACCAGUAGCUCAUCAGAGAGACUGGAUUCCAUGAUGGACAGUCCUCUGCAACAGGCGACUGUAAAAUACCUGCCACAGAUUUCAGAGAUCUAUGUGAGCGGCGAGUCAGGCGACCUCACGGCCAAAGAGAAGCUGUUGUUAUGGAGCCAGCAGGCGACAGAAGGCUACCCCGGCCUCCGCUGUGUCAACUUCACCUCAUCCUGGAGCAACGGACGCAUGUUCAACGCUCUGCUGCACAGAUACAGGCCAGACCUGAUCGACAUGGAGGUGGUGUCGCGGCAGAGUAACCGGGAUAACCUCGAGCAGGCCUUCGAGAUCGCUGAGUCGCUAGGGGUGACCAGUCUGCUGGACGCUGAGGACGUUGAUGUUCCAUCUCCAGAUGAGAAGUCGGUCAUCACCUACGUCUCUUCCAUCUAUGAUGCCUUCCCCAAAAUCCCCGAGGGAGGAGAGGGCAUCGUCGCACAUGAGGUGGAUCAGCGCUGGUCAGAGUAUCAGUCCAGGUUCUUCUCUCUGCUCCAGUGGAGCCGCCAGCAUAUGGCCAUCAUGGCCAACAAGAACUUCCCACAAAACCCUGUGGAACUCAAGGCACUUUACAACGAGUACGUCCAUUUCAAAGAGACGGAGAUCCCCGCCAAGGAGAUCGAGAAAGGUCACGUCGAACACCUCUACAAACUGCUGGAGGUGUGGAUAGAGUUCGGUCGUAUUAAGCUCCCUCAGGGGCUCCAUCCCAAUGACCUCGAGGAGGAGUGGGGCAAACUCAUCCUGGAGAUGCUGGAGAGAGAGAAGGCUCUACGGCCGGCUGUGGAGAGGCUGGAAGUGCUGCUUCAGAGGGCGAAUAAGAUCCAGAACAUGGCGCUGGACUGUGAGGAGAAACUCACCCUUGCUAAGAACACACUCCAGGCUGACAUGUCCCGACUGGAGAGCGGCGAGGCGGUGCAGUGCGAGAGAGAGCUGGCCUGCUACCUGCAGGACUGCGAGUCUCUGAUCAGACAACUCAACCAGGAGCUUAAAGUCCUCCAAGAAGAGAAAUACUACCAGGUGGAGCAGCUGGUGUUCAGAGUGUCUUGCCUUCAAGAGGAGCUGGUCUCCCUCAGACUGCAGUGCGCCAGCGUCUACAGGAAAGGCCACUUCUCCCAGACCCUGGGCACCACCGGGGCAGAGCACCCCAGCCAGAGAGCCUCAGACGCUGGCCUGACGCUGGGGCAGACACUGCUGGGAGCCGUGGGGGCUGUGGGUGCAGUCGGUGCCGCACUCCUGCGGCGACCCACGGCUCGCUCCCAGCUGGUGGCCAUGUCUUCUUCAGAGGACGAAGGAAGCCUGAGGUUCAUCUACGAGCUGCUCGGAUGGGUGGAGGAGACGCAGGAGCUCUUGGAGGGAGCCGAGUGGGGCGCAGACCUCCCCUCUGUAGAAAACAACCUCCAAGAGCACAACGCCAUACACACUGCCGUCGAAGAUCUAAUGAGCAGCCUACAGGAGGCACGCAGCUAUGAGGCUAAAGUAUCUCCAAACUUCAAGAGCAGUUACUGUGAAACCCUGGCCAAGCUGGAGCACCAAUACUGCAAACUACUGGAACAUUCGUCAUGGCGCCUGCGGAGCUUGGAGAGCCUGCACGCGUUUGUGUCGCACUGCACUGAGGAGCUGAUCUGGCUCAACGAGAGGGAGGAGGAGGAGAUUGCCUCCGACUGGAGCGACAACAACACCAACAUGAACGCCAAGAGAGAAUUAUACAGCGAAAUGAGGUUGGAGCUAGAUGAAAAACAAGAUGUGAUGCGGUCGCUGCAGGAAACAGCCAACCGUCUGUGUCUGGAGAACCAUCCAGCCAAACAGACUGUGGAGGCUUACAGCGCAGCCCUGCAGACCCAGUGGCAGUGGGUGAACCAGCUCUGUGUGUGUGUGGAGCAGCAUCUCAAAGAUAACACUUCGUACUUUCAGUUUAUGAGUGAUGCUCGGGACUGUGAGUCGUACCUGCGCCAGCUCCAGGAAACCAUCAAGAGACAGUACACCUGUGACAAGAACAGCAGAUUGAGCAAACUGGAAGACCUGCUGCAGGACUCAAUGGAGGAGAAGGAGCAGCUGAUCGAGUACCGGAGUACGGUGGCGAGCCUGGUGGGCCGUGCCAAGACGGUGGUGCAGCUCCGGCCCCGCAACGCAGAGAGCACCCUGGGAGCCACAACACCCAUCAAAGCCAUCUGCGACUACAGACAGAUAGAGACUAACGUUCAGAUCACAAUAACCCGAGGCGAGGAGUGUGUGCUGGAGGACAACUCCCAGAGGACCAAGUGGAAGGUGAUCAGUACGAUGGGGAAUGAGGCCAUGGUCCCCUCCGUGUGUUUCACCGUCCCACCUCCGAACCAGGAGGCCAUGGACACAGCCAGCAGGGCGGAGCAGCUGUACCAGAAGGUCAUGUCUCUUUGGCAUCAGCUGCAUGUGAACAUGAAGAGUGUGGUGUCCUGGCACUACCUGCUUAAAGACAUCCGCACCGUCUCCGGAUGGAACCUGGACACGGUGCGCUGUCAGUCUCCGGCAGAGCGGCAGCAGGUCCUGGAUCACCUGGAGUCCCAGUUGGCCGACUUCCUGUCGGACAGCAAAGAGAGCUCCGUGUUCACGGCGGGCGAGAGACGAGAGCUGGAGAAGGAGGUUCAGCAGGCCCAGCAGCACUGCCAGGACCUGCUGCUCAACAUGGAGACCGUGGAGAAGGAUGAGUCAGUGUCUCGCUCGUACCUGUCGGAGCUGCAGAACAUCACACUUCGCCUUAAUGACGCCGAGCAGAGACUGAUGAGGGGCAUUCAAACUGCGCCCCCCAGGCGGCUGUCAGGUGACAGUGCUGACAACACUGUCCAGAUAGCAGAGCAGGAGAAGCUGCAGUCGGAGCUGGACGCCAUGCGCUCCAGUCUGGGUGACGUGUCUCGGCGCUGCAUCAGUUUCUUCGAGGAGAAGCCGUCUUCCUCCAGCAUCCCCGUCCUCCGGUCUGAGCUCAACCAGGCCGUGGAGAAGACAGACAAACUGCACAACCUCUCGUCUGUAUACCUGGAAAAGUUAAAAACAGUAGAGGUCCUGAUGCGUAGCCUGGAUGAAGCGGAGAGCCAGGUCAGGAAGAACGAGAGCAGACUAAGUGAAGAGGACAUUGUUCCCGCCGACACAACGGCUAUUAUAAAGCUCAGAGAUGAACUAGGGAUGUGGCAGGACGAGCUUGACGAGCAGGAAGGCGUCUUUCAGUCCCUGCGGUCGGAGGUAGGCCGGGCCAAAGAAGCUGCAUCUCAGCUGAGCAGGCUCCACCCAGACCGCAGCCCCGAGCUGGAGCGCUACCAGGAGAGAGCCAAUCAGAUGGAAGACAGGUGGAGCGGAGUCAAGAGACAGAUGGAGACACGACAAAGCGAUCUAGAAGCUGUGGGCUCGGCCCUGCAGCAGUACAGAGACGGUCAUUCUGCUCUCAUCAACUGGAUCGAAGAAACGACAAAGAGACAAGAAAACACACAACCUGGACAGACCGACAGUAAAGUGCUGUCGGAACAACUGGCCCAGCAGACGGCAUUAGUAGCUGAGAUUGAACAGAACCAGACUAAACUAGACGAGUGCCAGACUCACUCCAAACAGUACUGCACCUCAGUGAAGGAUUACGAGCUGCAGCUGAUGACUUACAGAGCCUUCGUAGAAUCUACACAAAAGACCCCUGUCAAGAGGAGGAGGAUGCACUCUUCCUCUGACGCCAUCACUCAUGAGUUCAUGGACUUGCGCACACGCUACACAGCCUUGGUCACCUUGACAACCCAACAUGUAAAGUACAUCAGCGAUGCACUGAGAAGACUAGAAGAAGAAGAGAAAGAGGUGGAGGAGGAGAAGCAGGCCAGGGUGGGGCAGGUUUCAGACCUGCUGGGCUGGGUCAAAGGCCUCCAGGGACGGACUGGGGGACCCAACGCCGAGUCUUCCCUUGCUGCUCAGCAGGCCAUCAGUGAGCAGCUCGCAGCCAAGAAAGAUGAAGUGGCUGAAGCCAUAAGGAGCACGCAGGUCUUCCUGCUAUCAAAACAGGCCAGCAAGCUGUCCCCGGAGGAGCGUGCAAAUGUGGAGGCUCAGCAGGACGAGCUGACGGCCACCUACAACCAGCUGUGUAAUACCUCCACCCAGAAGCUGCAGCAGCUGGAGCAGCAACUGGCCAAAGAGGAGGAGAGAAAGAACCAAAUUGCCAUUGCUGGAGUAAUUGACCUGGGAACAGUGGAAACAUUCACAGUGUUCCAAGCAGCCCAACGAGGUCUUAUUGACCAGGACACCUGCCAUGUACUACUGGAGGCACAGCUCAUUAUAGGUGGGCUUCUCCAGCCAGACUCCCCUCUCAUUCUUUCACUGGAACAAGGUCUAGCUCAAGGCCUAAUUGACACCCAUACCAGAAAGUCCCUUUCUGAGCUAGAAACUGCCUUGCUUUUGGUGGAAAAUACUAAGUCUACAGGUGACCAACAGCAAAAUGUGCUGCCAGUAGCUACAGCCAUGGAGUUUGGGCUCAUCAGAGAGGAGGUGGGACUUCGCAUUUUAGAACUCCAGAUGAACACUGGAGGCCUGAGAAACUCGAUGGGAAAGAUUAUGAGUUUGGAGCAAGCUGACGACAAGAGACUUUUGACUCCCAGAACCCUCACCAAACUCCAGUCAAGCCAACAACAUAGAGAGCUGAUAGAUCCAAAUACAGCUGAAAAAUUAAAUAUAAAUGAGCUGCAACAGCGCUGUGUCCUCAGUGAUGACUCCAGUCUCCUUCUCCUCCCUGUCAAACAGCAACCCGGAGGAACUGUUUGUCUCCUGUCGGGAAGAAAAGUUGGCAUAUUCCGUGCAGUCCACGAAGGUCUGAUUGAUCGUAAAGUUACUGUACGACUUCUUGAAGCUCAGCUCUUUGCCGGUGGUAUUGCUGACCCACGAUUUGGUCACCGGAUGACAGUUGAUGAGGCUGUUCGUCAUGGGCUUAUGGACCAGGAUCUAGCCUGUGCCAUAUUAGCACGCCAGCUGCAAAACGGGGGAAUUCUAGACCCUUUCAGUGGCGAACGCCUGGAUUUGGAAGAGAGCAUUCGCAGGGAUCUUCUAUCUCCUCGUUUGGCUCUGUUGGUCCUUGAGUCUCUUUGGACUUUCAUGGGAAUACUCUGGCCUGAAUCAGGAGAACUCCUGUCCAUUGUUGAGGCUCUUCAACAAGGAGUGAUCUCAGGAGAGCUGCCAAGGAACAUCCUAAGGCAGCGACAUACUAUUGGGGCUUUGUACAACCAAGAAACCCUCCAGGUACUUCCCCUAAAUCAGGCUGCUGAAGAGGCCUUUGAGCCCAGUGUGGUCAGUUUUCUCAAUGACAUCCACAUCCCAGAUGUUCUUUCCAGCAUGAACCAGUCGGGUACCCCAUCUCUAAACCGCAUGAGCUGGGGUUCCACCAGCUCCUCUCCACCUCCAUCUUCUCCAUUGCCUUCACCCUCUCCCUCAGGCCUUGUCUGGGAUGCAACGCCAACGCAUGGAAUGGAUCCUGAAGAGCAAGCAAAACACAAGCUACUGUUCCACCUCAUGACUCACAGCUAUGUGGAUGCUCAUUCUGGAAAACGUUUAGUGCUGCUAGACCCUGAGUUGGUGGAGUUGGUCAAAGCUACUGAACUGGUUGCUAGAGACUCUAAAUAUGGAAGUGAAGUUGAGCCACAAAGCAAGUUGACCACAGAUGAGCAGGGGAAGCUACAAAUGGGGAGAGAGUUUAGUUUGGCAGAAAAAAGGGUGAGUGACAAACAAACUGAGUUUGUAAGAAGAAAGUUCUGAUUAGUCACAAGCAAAGAAGUUGAGAUGAAUGGUCCAGGCAGUCUAGAAGAAAGGUAUGAUGAAGAAAAUGACAACACAUUGUUACACAAAUCAUCAGUAAUUGUAGGGAGUGAUUUAGCCUUUGCAGUAAAAAAUGAAAUUGGUGUGGAUAAAGAUGCAAGAGUUAAAGCUCAAAAGAAAGAAAUGUCCGAUCAUGAAAGAUUAAUGGCUUCAGCUAAAAGUCUUGAAGACCCAAAUGAGCUGGGAGCAAUUGAGUCCAAACCCAGUGAUAAGGGUGGUCAGGAGACUAGAAGUACAACCUCAACAGUAGAUAGAAAAACGGCUACGGCACCAAUCAAAAUGUUGAAAGAACCCAUUCCACUCGGCGCAAAAACAAAUGAAAAUGUUAAAUCAACACAAUCUGAUGAUAAGAAAGAUAUAGAGUAUUCCCAGACUGAAUUAGAAAGGACCAAACAAAAUGUGCCUAUAACAGAGACUGACCCAAUGCAUGCUAAACCUCAGAUUGAUAUCCUUGAAUCAGCAGUGGAGAAAGAAAGGGAGGCUGAUGAAUUGGCAAAGUUGGUCCUAGAACUCAAACGGGGAGGUCUGAUGACAGAUGAAGGGGAAAAGCUGCUCCCAGAUGAAGCUGUAGCGCAGGGUGUCCUCCCUGGUCACACUGCAGUUAAAUUAAUGGCUCAGGCAGGUCUCUUUGGGGGUUUCCUAGAUGCCAGCAGCGGUGAGUCACUCAGCAUGGAGGACGUUUUGCAGGAGGGUUUACUAGAUGAAGAUCUUAUGUGGAGUGUCCUGAAGUCAGAUAAAACCCUUGCAGGGGUUGUGGAUGUAGAGAAAAGGCAGAUCUGUGGGAUAAGGGAGGCAGCUCAGGUAGGGUUGAUCGACCCCAACACCGCUGCUCGACUUCUAGAAGCCCAGGUCGUGUCUGGGGGGAUUGUUGACCUGCGUAGGGAUAAGAAAGUCUCUGUCACUCUAGCAGCAAACCUGGGACUGAUUGAGGAGGGUCAAAGAGAAGAACUGGUGGCACUAGAGAAGGCUUACAAAGGAAAGGAUACAGAUUCAGCAACAGCCCUUACUAAAGCCAGCUUACAGCUACAGAUGGAAGGUGUUAUUGACCCGGAGUCCAAGUCCCCAGUUCCUCUGGAGCAGGCAAUCCAGAAAGGGUUAAUUAGAUCUGAGGAGGCUUAUCAGGUGUUGGCAAGGCAAGUGGCUGAGGGUGGUAUAUUACAUCAUGCAUCAGGGAUGAGGCUGUCAGUCCCUGAUGCUGUAAAUAGAGGACUAGUAGAUCGGUCCAUUGCUCCUGGGCUGGAAGAACUAGAGUGCAUUUACCAAGGCAAAGUCAGCUCUUCAACCCACCCAGAAGCAAUAGUUUUCCAGGCAUCGACAGGAGCCAUUUUAGACCCUGAGUCUGGACGUAAACUGACAUUGACAGAGGCCGUUUCUAAGGGUCUUUUGAAUGAGAAUAUUGCCAGUGAAGCCAUGGAUGCAUCUACUGUAACACAAGGAGUCCUUGACCCAAAAACUGCACGCAUUGUUUCUUAUUCAGAGCUUGUAAACCAGGGUAAGAUAGAUAUUGAAACAGGAAAACGCUUCUUGGAGAUAAAACCAUUUAGAGGUGUUCAGGAUGAGCAAACAAGAGACAGUCUGGCCCUUCCUAAGGCAGUUGCAUCAAAACAAGUUGACCCAGUUCCAGCAUUGAGGCUGCUUCAAAGCCAGGCAGACAGUGGAGGGAUCAUUGAUAUCAGAACUGGAGAAAGGCUCCCCCUAUCUGAAGCCUGUGAAAGAGGUUUAGUUGAAGACGAUAUGAUCAGGGUAAUAGCCACCAACCAGUUUUUAAAAGGAGGACUAGUUGAUCCUGCCACUGGACAACAAGUCUCUAGUCUCGAUGAUGCCAUUGCAAAAGGGCUGAUUUCUAGUCGCAUAGCUUUAGAGAUUCAGGAGAAAUUGGCAUCUGUGGAGAUGGAGGGUGAUGAAGGUAGCGCUACACCUGUUUCCUCAUCAAAUGGUAUAUACAGCCCUGCUGUUAUAUCGUCAGUGUCAAGCCCAGACAGUCCAGCAAACUGGUCAGAAGUAAACACAGAGGUGCCUUCAAGAUCUCCACUUUCAAAGAAAGGUUUAGGAAUUAAGGCACUGACAUCUGAAGUGUCCGAUCAAUCAUUGUUUUAUGACACUAAUACAGAAGAGAGCAAAGUAGAAAUGUCAGUGGAAGAAAAGGCUUCAAUUGAGCAAGACCAAUCCAUAGACCUCUUGUGUAAGUUUGCAACUAAUGUUGAGAAAAGAAUUCAGGAAGCCAUAGAAGAGAUCGUACCACAGACAAACAUCAAUCAAUCAGAGCCUCUUUCUAAGCAGAAGCUUGACAAGGAAAUGCAAAUAGGUGCGAGUGAUACUGAUGACAAACAAAAGGAGAAUGUUUGCAGAGAUUCUGUUGGAGAAUCCAUUCUGGCACAUGUCUGUGAUAUUGAAAAGGAUUUACAGGGAGGGAUCAGAAAAGGAGCUGCUGUUUUAAAGUCAGAUGGGGAACCUGUGAAAGUAGGGGAAAAGGAGACUAGACCAAGUGAUGAGAGCACUUCAAUGGUUCAUCAUGUUUCAGAAGAUGGAAACCUGCCAGCAGAGAUUAGAGAUGAAAGAGAAAGCAAAGGUAGCAUUGAAGUGUCAAAAUUGAGUGAAGAGGGUUAUAGAAAGAGUGAUGUGGCAGCAAAGAGAGAUGAUGUUGUAGAUGAGAAGGGUAAAAAAGUAGAGAAAAAUAAAUCUUUAAAGAUUGAGAUCAAAUCUAGCACUGACGCUGAGCUGUCAGACCAGUUAUUGACCUGUCCAUCUAAAGAGACAGAAAGCAAAAGCAAGAAAAAGAGGAAGAAUAAAAAGAAUGGAAAGGGUAAAGAAGCAGAGAGAGAAACACACCUUUCAGAGAUAAAACAUGUUGAAGUGCAGCCUGAGACCACUGAUGUAGUCAUAGAUGAGCUUGCAUCACAAGAUACAUACGAGAAAUUACAGAUUCAUGGCCAGGCAGUUUCCAAAGGGCCUCCCAAUGGAGAAGCAAAGAUUGAUGGAAAAAUUGAGGUUGGAAAUUAUUUGGUAAAACAGGGACAGGAAGCAGUUCAAGCCACUCUGCAAUUUUCAGAACAUACUAUUGAGGCAGAGAAAGAUGCAAUAAAAAUGACUUUAUCGAAGGAUGCAGUAAAGGGUGAUAAGAGAGAGGAGAUGAAAAGGGAGGAGCAGAAAGGGGAAGAAACAGCGUCUGUCUCUCAGCAACCAGAACAACCAGAAAGCAAUCAGGAGGUAAAGAAAGGGAAGGAGCAAGAACUCCCUGAGAAGUCUACUCUACCAGACAACAAGAAAGCAGCCUUGUUACUGAAAGCCAAAGAAAGCAUUCUUAAAAAGGUGUUUGAAAAAGGAGUGAGUGAGAAGCAGGCUGCUGAGGAGCUGCAGGCACUGCGCAAGGAUGUGGGGACGAAGGAGAGUCAAGGCAGGACUGUAAAGGCACAAACUCUACCAGCUAAAGCUGAUGGCGUGGAGAGUCACGAUGUCAAAGAUGAUGGUGUCAAGAGACCCAAUGGUUCACAGAGUGAGGAAAAGAUGAGAGUCAAAGAAGACGGAAUGAAAUUGACGAGGGUCAAAGAAGAUAAGACUGUGGCGAAACUUUCUGUCAAGGAGGACACCAAACUAAAGGAGGCUUAUUCAAAUCAGCGAGAGGAGAACAUGAGUUUUGGAAAGGAAGACAUUGAAACAACUCCAUCAGUCCAGCCUCAAGAAACUCAGCAAAGCAAGCGAAAAAAGAAGAACAAGAAGUUCAAGAAUGCAAAAACUGAGCCUGAGAUUGAGAAGUUAUCGACUGAUGAAAAAGUGGAUUCUGUGGUAACAAUAACAACAAUCGCCACAGAAUUUGCAAUGGCUAAAUCAGAUUUGGAUCACUCAGCAGCAGAGCAGAGGAUGGACAUACGUACUGAUGAUCAGUCAGGCAAGGAUCUCAUCAGACCUUCAGUUGGCGAUGAGACAAAAGAAGAGACCUCUGUAAUUCAUGUUAAAGCAGCGGAGACCAUUCAACAAAGUCCACUGUAUUUAUGUAAAUCAGAAGAACCCAAUUCUCACAUUGAGGAACAUAUACAACUGGCAGGGGUUAUAUAUAUUGGGAAAGAAGAAUCCAAUUCAGAAACCAGAAAUCCUGGCGAAUCCAUUGAAAUUGCCCACAAGACUGUCACAUGCAAACCAGACAACCAACCCACAGCUCUAUCUAUGGCUCCUGAAACACAACCAGAUAAAACAGUAGGGAAAGGUAAAAAGAAGAAAAGGCACCAACCACCUGGAGUUGAUAGUACCAAUGUUCCUAAAUCAAAAUCUUUAAUAGACCAACAGCAACAUCUUGAGUCUCCAGAAUCGGCACCUUCGCUCUCAGAAGAUACUUCAACUGAGUCGGAAUCUCCUGGAGUCCCUGAGUCUGAUACAGCCUCUGAGAGUUGGGGGGAGGGAGAGGAUGAUGUCAGAGACAGUCUGGAAAUUGUGUCCAACAAAGUGGGGACGACAUCCACACCUGGCAAGUCAUCAUUGAUGCGUCAGCAGUGCUUGGAGCAUGAUCAGCAAAUCGUCUCCCUGGUCUCCAUGGUAAGACACGUCGAGGUCCGACUCAAACACCAGCAACAGCAGUCUGUUGGCCGCAGCCUCAUCGCCUUGGAUGACAUCAUCAGACAGACUGAGACUCUGGACUUUGAGUUGCGAGACUUACAGCCUGCAGUCAGCAAAGAAGUGGAGGCUGCCGAAGAGCUGUUGAAGCCCCGACCCAAAGACGUUCCUCCGCAGCUCCUAUUGGCUCUGGAGAAGGACGGGCGGAGCUUGGCUCGAGGUUAUGAAGCUGCCAGAGCACUUUCUGAGGGCAUUCUGCAAAGUCUACGACACCAUAGAGACUCGUAUAAGGAGGCAGUAACAGCUGAGCAGAAGUCACUGGGAGGACAAGUGGAGAGUCUACUCUCUUGGUUGAGGGAGACAGAGGCUCAGAUGAAUGGAGGAAUGGCAGGGAUGGACAAAAUGGAGGCGGCAGAGAAAGAUGAUAAUCUUGAUCAGCUCACACAGCAGCUGAAUCUCUGCAAGGAGCUCCAGUCCUCCCUGAUGGCUCGCUCCAGUGAGGUCAACAACACGGCCUUUGACAUUCAGGUGUUCAUCUCAGAGCGGGCCCAGGACCUGGCCCCUGAGCAGAACAGGCAGCUUCUGGGGCAGCUCCAGCAGCUCCAGAAGGCCUUCCACCUGGCGUCAGGCCAAGCCCAGGCCUGGGCCGAUGCCCUCUCCGCCCAGAGGGAGAGGGAGGAGGAGUGGCAGCGCAGGGAGAGAGUGAAAGAAGAGGAGAAGGACAGAGAGAGGCAGAGUGCGAGGGAGAGAGAGGUGGUUCAACAACAGAAAGCUGAAUGCUCUCAGAAACUCGAAGGCCUCACCAUGUGGCUGGCUGGAGCUGCCAGCUUAUUGGCCAGUCAGAAAGCUGGAGCAGAGACAGGUGACGUGAACGUCUUGCAAGAGAAACAGAAAAGACUAAAGGAAUCACAGAAGGAUCUUCAGACCAAAGGGGAGGUUAUCACCGAGGCUAUCCGCUCUGUGGAGGAGCUCCUGGCAGACCGAGGAGAAAGUCUGAGCCCAGAGGAGAGGCAGAACCUCCAGGGGGCAUUAACGAGAUUGAAGGAGCAGUACGGCACCCUUAAAGAUUCAGCUAACACGUCACUGUCAGAGCUGGACACAGCCAUCAACGCCACUGUACAGCAGAACACACAGAGGGCCAAGGCCGUGGAGGAUCUCCAGGAGACCCAAGGCCAGAUAGACUCUCUGCUGAAUGAGUUGUCCUCCCUUAACCAACCAGGCGGGCGAGGAGUUGGAGAUUUGACUGACUCAGCAUUCUCACAGCCAGAGGGCGCUGUGAUGUCACACACAGAGAUGCUGCAGGCGGAGCUUCAGCAGCUCCAGUCUCAACAGACACAGCUGCUCCAGAUCACACAGUCAACUCGCUCCCUUCUGGACCAACCGGACUCCACCGUUCCACCUGAAGAGAAGCAGCGUCUCCGGGCUGCCCUGGAUCAGCUGCAGGCUCAGCACCAGGACAAGCUGCAGAGCUGCCAGGACCGUCUCAGGAAGUCUGAGUCUCUGAAGGAUGAGCUAACCAAGUUCCUCCAAGAACAUGGAAGUCUAGGCGCCUGGCUGGAACAAAAUGAGCAGGAUCUCCGUUCCCUGGGGGAAGGAGAAACCGAUGCACAAGGACUGAAGGGCAGGCUGGAGGAGCACAGAAAGCUUGCUGAGGAUGUAAUCUGCCACAAGGCGGACCUUCGCUUUGUCUCCAUCUCGGGUCAGAAGGUUCUGGACUCUGUUCAAGGAGCUCUGGAGCAAGUUGGUGGUUCAGACCCAGCUCUGGACAGCACCAAGCAGCUGGUAACUGACCAGCUGCAGGAUGCUAACCACAGAUACACAAGCCUACACACCAAGUCGACAGAGUUGGGCGGCCGUUUGUCCGGCCUGCUGGAGAGGUACCAGCAGUACCAGGAUGAGGUCGUUUCUGUCCACUCUUGGCUCAGCACUCAGGAACAGAACCAAAGCAUAGCCAAGCCCAGUGGAGAGACAGACCCCCAGAACCUGCAGGACACACUACGACAAGUACAGCUGCUGCAGGACGAGCUGGCUGAGCGCUCGGUGCAGCUGGAGAAGGUGAAGAGAGCAGGGAGGGAUCUGGUCAGCACAGAUGAGUCUCCUUCCCUGAAAGCUGUUGACAUCCUCUGUGCAGCAGAUGGUCUAGAGAGGAGGUUUGGCUCCCUCUCUGCGUCUGUGUCAGAGCGGGCCGAGCAUCUGCAGACAGCUGUGGCCCAGUCGGUCAGCGUGCAGGAGGGCCUGAAGGGUCUGCUGAGCUGGCUGGACAAACUGGUUCUGAAUCCUGGUCCAGUUGGGCCCAUCGCACAGGACGUACAAGACGCCCUGACACAGAACCAGAAACUUCGCCAGGAGCUGCUGUCCCGGCAGGGCAGCGUGGAAGCGACCCGAGACUCUGUUUCCAAACUCCUUCAGAGCUCUGACGCCUCCACGGCCUCUGGCCUCCAGGGUGCUUUAGAUGAACUGACUCAGCGCUACGCUGCAGCCCAGGCCAGCCAGGCGGAGAGGGAGGCUGAGCUCAAAGGGCUGCUGCCAAGGCUGGAGAGCUACGAGCGGCUGGGGGCCGACCUCCAGGUCUUCACCCAGAGCCGGCUUAAGGCUCUGAGCCCGGCGGGCCAGCCGGACCGCAGCGUGGACGACUACAGGCAGACCAUCGAGGAGGUCAAGUCUGAGCUGGAGCAGGAAGCUGGCCAGCUGAAAUCCUUCUGCAACCUCGGCACCGAGCUCAGCCAAUCAAAAGCUUUCAAUAACACUCAGAGCUUAUUGGAUAAUGUCAAAGGAGUGUCUGAUGAGUUCACCCAACUAGAAGACAAUGUCAACAAAAGGUUUGCUUCCAUCCAGGGCUGUGAGCAGCAGCUGCUCCAGUUCCGCAGCCUGUCCGGCUCCCUCCUCAGGUGGCUUCAGACGGCGCAGGACCAGCUUCCGUCCAAAGAGGCCAACCUCAACACAGAGAGCCUGCAGAGAAGAGUCCAGCAGCUCAAGGACUUGUUGAGUGACUGGGAGUCACAGGGAUCCAGAGUUCAGGAGCUGAACAAGACGGGCUCAGAGCUGGAGUCCCUCAUCAUCGACAUCACGGCUCCAAAAAACAAAACUGGUGCUCCUCAAAUCAAUGGCUCAGCAGGUCCCAGCAGUGUCAAUGGCAUUCACACCUGUAAAGACCUGACAGAGCUCCAGGUAGCCGUAUCUGAAGUCAACGGUCGAUAUGAGACACUGAGCGGGGAGCUGAAGGACCGUCUCGGUCGCCAAAAUGCCUCACUGGAGCUGAGGCAGAAGGCCAGGCAGGGCACUGAUGAGCUGAAGAGCUGGCUGACAGACAGAGAGCACAGCCUGAAACAGGGACAGACCGCCUCCCCCUCCAAACCUGAGGUGGUUCGCGCCCAGGCCCAAGAGAACAAGGCUCUGCUCUCAGAGCUGGCUGAGCACUCUGGGAAGGUCGAGGAGCUGAAGGGCACACUGAGGAAGCUGAUCGCUGACAAUCCAGAUUCUCCUGAGGCAGACACCUGGAGACAGCAGCUGCAAGACAUAGACUCCCGCUGGCAGACGGCCAAUCAGACUGCAGCCCAGAGGCAGACUGCGCUGGAGACGUGUGCCGAUAGGCUGGGCAGCUUUGCCUCGGCGGCCAGUCAGCUCGGCCCGUGGCUGAGGGAGAAGGAGCUGAUGAUGAGCGUGCUGGGACCGCUCAGCAUCGACCCCAACAUGCUCAACACACAGAAGCAACAAGCACAGUUCAUGCUGCGUGAGUUUGAGACCAGGCGGCCACAGUUUGAGCAGCUGACCCAGUCCGCUGAGGGAAUCCUCUCCCAGACUGGUGACUCUGCUCAGGACCCCAAGGACCUGGCGGAGGUGCGAUCUGAGCUGGGCUCCAUCUCCCAGCAGUGGGAGGAGCUAACAAACCGACUGACUCAGAGGUCAAACCACAUCGACCAGGCGCAAGGAACAAGUGAACGCUACCAGGCCUUGCUCAGAGAGCUCUCCUCCAGUGUUUCUGCUCUGGACGAGAGGUUGGAUGGUCAGGCCUCGCUGAGCGCUCAGCCUGAGGCGCUGAAACGCCGCCUGCAGGAAACCGGAGAGAUCCGCUCAGAGCUGGAGAGACGGCGCACUGAGCUGGUCGAGGCCGAGAGGCUCUGCGAGGAGCUGAGCGCCAUCGUGGCUGAGCCCUACCUGAAGGAUGAGCUCAGUAAACGUCUGCACAGUGUCAGCGGGCCGCUCAAGACUUUAGAAGACCGCGCAGCUGACGGUCUGUCUCAGCUCCAGGCCGCUCUGUCGUCCACCCAGCAGUUCCAGCAGAUGUUUGAGGAGUUGCGCUCGUGGCUCGACGAGCAGGCAGAUCCCCGAGAAGCUUUCACAGACUCUCUGCCCUGUCAGCCGCAGGCCAUCCGCUCCCUGCUGGCACAGACGGAUAACCUCCAGCGUGGGAUCGCCAGUCAGCGAGGAUCCUACGAGCUGCUUCAAGCUGAGGGAGCGUCACUGCUCGCCACUCUCCCCGCGGGCGGAGACGAGCGGUCUGCCCUGCAGUCUCGCUUGGCCUCCUUGAAGCAGGACUGGGAGGGGCUGAACCAGAGAAUCUCAGAGCGAGAGAGCAGACUGAAGACGACUCUGAGCAAAGCAGAAACCUACCAGCAGCACAAGGCCGAGCUGAUACCGUGGUUAGCAGAGUGUGACGAGAAAGAUGGAGCGAUCCAGCCUUCACUGGACUCUUCGGCCCUGGACGAAGCCUUGCAGAAGGGACGAGGUCUGUCACUGGACCUCGAAAGACGACAACCUCUCCUCGAGGCCUUCAAUACUGCAGCAGAUCAGCUGCUGGAGCAAUGCUGCAUCGGAGAGGAAGAGGUGCGAGAUGAGAAGGCCCAGCUGAACCGCAGGGUGGACGGACUGGGAGAGAGGCUCCAUAACCGCACCUCCCAGCUGGAGGAGCUGGCUGGCCGCCUGAAGGAGUUUGAGGAGGGCAGACAGGCAGCAGAGAGGAGGCUGGAGGCCGCCAAACACCAGAUUGAAGUGCAGGAGGCUCUGGGACCACAGGCGUGCAGUGCUAAGAGCCUGGAGCGGCUGAGAAGUCAGCAGGAGAGCCUCAGGUCUCUGAAGCCUCAGGUGGUCUACCUCAGAGACCUGGUCCAGGGGCUGGUACAGGACGCACCGCAGACACCGGGAGGCAGCACUGACGGUGCUCAGAGGCUCCAGGAGCAGGCCAAAGGCACGGAGAAGGAGUACGAUGACGUAACUGACAAGAUCGAGCAGUGCUGCUCCUCCCUGGAGUCCCGGCUGCAGGGCGUCGGCGAGGUCCAGUCUAACGUGCGUGAUGUCUUCUCGCGCAUUGCGGACCUUGAUGAUGAAUUGGACUCCCUCAGCCCCGUUGGACGAGACGCAGACUCCCUGGCCUCUCAGGCCGACGCCCUGAAGGGAUACUUGUCCCGUCUGGGCAACCUCAGGACGGAGGUGGAGGGUCACACAUCGGAGUGCUCCACCAUGCUGCGGCGGGAAGGCUCUUCCCCUGACCUCCUGGCUCUCAGGAGGGAGUCGGAGGCUCUGAGCCGCCAGGCCGGCAAGCUGAGCGAGCGCGGCCAGGCCAGGUUGGACCAGAUCGAGGACGCCGCUGAGAGGGUUCGGGAGUUCUACAGACUGGUGGCCCAGCUGCAAGGCAUGCUGGGAAGGGCCGAAGACGGGCUGAACGCUCAGGGCAUGGUCGGCACGGAGGUGGAGAUGAUCAAGCAGCAGCUGCAGGAGUUUAAGGCUGUGGAGAGAGAGCAGGUGGACAGCAUUCAACCGAAGCUGCAGCACAUCAACGCGGUGGGUCAGGGUCUGAUCCAGAGUGCCGGCAAACACACGGACACCCAGGCACUGGAGCACGACCUGGAGACCACCAACCUCCGAUGGAACUCACUCAACAAGCGGGUGGCAGAGCGGAUUGCCCAGCUGCAGGAGGCCCUGUUGCAUUGUGGGAAAUUCCAGGAUGCUUUGGAGCCUCUGCUAAGCUGGCUGAGCGACACAGAGGAGCUGGUGGCCAAUCAGAAGCCCCCGUCAGCCGAGUACCGCGUGGUCAAGGCCCAGAUCCAAGAACAAAAGCUGCUCCAGAGAUUGUUAGACGACCGCCGGCCGACGGUGGAGAUGAUCCGAGCUGAGGGAGAGAGGAUCGCAGCCACAGCCGACACUCAGGACCGGGAGAAGAUUCAGACCCAGCUCCAGUGUCUGGCAGAGAGGUGGUGUGACCUGCUGGACAAGGCCAGCGGCAGGCAGAGGCAGUUGGAGGAGCUGCAGGUUUUGGCUCUUCAGUUCCACGAAGGCCUGGAGCCACUGGGAGAGUGGCUGAGUGCCACCGAGAGACGCCUGAGCUCCGCCGAGCCCAUGGGAACCCAGACGGCCAAGAUCACCCAGCAGAUCGUUAAGCACAAGGCGGUCCAAGACGACGUGUCCUCACGUGAAGCCGAGGUUGACCGCCUCGAGUCCCUCGGCCAAACGCUGACCCCGCUCAGCUGCGCGGCAGAUCGCGAUUGGCUAAGCGAGCGCGUGGGGGCGGUGAGGUCAGGUCACUCAGAGCUCACUGGUUGGUGCUCCAGGCGGGCGGCCAUGCUGGAUCAAGCGCUGGCUAACGCUCAGCUGUUUGGGGAGGAUGAGGUUGAAGUGCUGAACUGGCUGGCAGAGGUUGCUCAGAGGCUGAGUCAGGUCUCCGUGCAGAGCUACCAGCAUCAGCUGCUGGCCGAGCAGCACAAACACACCCUGUCUCUAAAUGAAGAGAUUGUGAGCAGGAAGAAGACGGUGGACCAGGCCAUCAAGAACGGACAAGCGCUACUCAAACAGACCACAGGUGAGGAAGUUCUCCUGAUCCAGGAGAAGCUGGACGGCAUCAAGUCUCGCUACGCUGAGAUGACGGCCGGCAGCAGCAAGGCCCUCCGCACCCUGGAGCAGGCGCUGCAGCUGGCCACGAGAUUCGCCAGCGCCCACGUCGACCUCAACCAGUGGCUGGACGGCGUGGAGGCGGAGCUCAACAACAUGGAGCCCGACGCCACACCCACCUACCAGGAGAGACAGAAGGAGCUGAAGAAAGUGUCGGCAGAGAAGCGUCUGGUGUUGGAUACGGUGAACGAGGUGGGUGGCGCCCUGCUGGAUCUGGUGCCGUGGCGAGCCCGCGAGGGCCUCGACCGCCUGGUCGCCGAUGCCAACCAGCGCUACCGCCAGUCUGAUGAAACCAUCACUCAGCGUGUGAAGCUGGUACAAGCUGCCAUCCAGAGGUCACAGCAGUAUGAGGAGGCAGUGGAUGCAGAGCUGGCCUGGGUCAGGGAGACGGAGCGUAAACUGGCGUCUCUGGGGCCCCUGAGCCUGGAGCCUGACGUGACGGUGGCCCAGAUGCAGGUGCAGAGGGCCUUCAACAUCGACAUCAUCCGACACAAAGACACUGUGGAUCAGCUGCUCAGCACCAAAGAUGACAUCCUGGAAACCUGCAGCGACGCCCAGAAGGACGCACUCAUAGUGAAGACAGAUUCUCUCAGUGCUCGAUAUGAUUCAGUGAGUCAGAGCCACAGUGAGCGGUUCUCAGCCCUGGAGCAGGCCCAGGUUCUGGUCGCUCGCUUCUGGGAGACCUACGAGGAACUGGAUCCCUGGUUGGGCGAGACUGAAACCCUCGUCACCCAGCUGCCACCGCCAGCUAUCGACACCGACGCUCUCCGACUGCAACAGGACCAGAUGAGGAUGCUCAGAGAGUCUAUCGCAGAGCACAAACCCCACAUCGACAAGCUGCUGAAGAUUGGACCCCAGAUGGCCAAGCUCAGCGUCCAGGAGGGGGCGAAGGUGACGCAGCGCUACACCGAGGCCGAGAGACGAUACCUGGCCAUCAAAGAGGGGGUCAAAGGUCGUGCAACAACCAUAGACGAGGCAGUGUCCCAGUCUUCUCAGCUGGUAGAGUUUCACGACAAGAUGGACCCCCUGUUGGAGACCCUGGAGGGGGCAGUGCAACGGCUGCGGCAGCCUCCCCCGGUGGCAGCGGAGGUGGAGAAGAUCAGGGAGCAGCUGGCGGAGCACCGAGCCCAGGGGCUGGAGCUGGACAAACUGCUGCCGAGCUUCUCCGCUCUGUGCGCCCGCGGAGAGGAGCUCAUCGGACGGGCUGCUCACGAUGAUCCUGCUGGUCAGGCCGUUCGUACCCGCCUCCUGCGCCUGCGCUCUCUGUGGGAUGAGAUCCGGCAGCGAGCUGAGGAGAGGGAGGGGAAGCUGAACGAUGUCUUGGACCUGGCCGGGAAGUUCUGGGCCGACGUGGCGGCGCUACUGAGCACGCUCCGAGACUCCCAAGAUAUCGUGAGAGAGCUGGAGGACCCUGGCGUGGACCCUUCGCUCAUCAAACAACAGAUUGAGGCUGCGGAGGCCAUUAAGGCGGAGACCGACGGCCUGAGGGAGGAGCUGGAGUUUGUCAGGACCCUCGGAGCCGACCUCAUCUUUGCCUGUGGAGAAACUGAGAAACCGGAAGUCAAGAAGACCAUUGAUGAGAUGAAUGCGGCCUGGGAGGGUCUGAACCGGACGUGGAGAGAGAGGAUGGAGAGACUGGAGGAGGCCAUGACGGCGUCUGUGCAGUAUCAGGACGCACUGCAGUCUAUGUUUGACUACCUGGACAACGCGGUGAUCAAGCUGUGUGACAUGUCGACUGUGGGAACUGAUCUGGGAACAGUCAAACAGCAGAUUGAAGAGCUCAAGCAAUACAAGGUGGAGGUUUACCAGCAGCAGAUUGACAUGGAGAAGCUGUGCCACCAGGGGGAGCUGCUGUUGAAAAAGGUGUCCGACCACACGGACAGGGACAUGAUCCAGGAGCCGCUGACCGAGCUCCGGCACCUCUGGGAAAACCUGGGGGAUAAAAUCACCCACAGACAGCACAAGCUCGAGGCUGCCCUGCUGGCUCUGGGUCAGUUCCAGCAUGCCCUGUCUGAGCUGCAGGCCUGGCUGAACCACACACACACCACUCUGGACACACAGCGACCAGUCACCUCUGAUCCCAAGGCCAUCGAAAUCGAGCUGGCUAAACACCACGUGUUGCGUAAUGAUGUUCUGUCCCAUCAUGCCACUGUGGAGAAUGUGAGCGGUGCUGGCUCUGAGCUGCUGGAGUCGUCUCCUGGCGAUGAGGCCAGCCUCCUGAGGGACCAGCUGGAUCAUCUCAACCAGAGCUGGCAGAGCCUCCUGCUCAAGACCCAGGAGCGGCAGAAGCUCCUGGAGGCCGCCCUGCUGCAGGCUGAAGGUUUCCAUGGCGAGUUGGAGGAGUUCCUCCAGUGGCAGAGGAGGACGGAGAGCCAGCUGUCUGCCGCCAAGCCGACAGGCGGUCUCCCUGAAACAGCCAAGGAGCAGCUACAGCAACACGUGGAGCUGCAGGCCCAGCUGACUCAGCGAGCAGACCAGUACCACCACCUGCUAGAUAAGGGAGAGUCCAUGUUGCUGGCUCGUGGAGGAGAGGAAGCAGGACUUGGUACCACCCAGACCCAGCAGAACCUGGCCAUGCUGCAGAACAAGUGGGCCAGCCUCAACACCAAGAUGGACGACCGCAGGGCUAAGCUGGAUGAGGCCGUUUCCUUGGCAACAGGUUUCCAGACCUCUCUGCAGGACACCAUUAACUGGCUGACCCAGGCUGAACAGACCCUGAACAUGGCCCAGCACCCCAGCCUCAUACUGGACACUGUCCUCUUCCAGAUCGAUGAGCACAAGGUGUUUGUGAAUGAGGUGAACACCCACAGAGAGCAGGUCCUGGCUCUGGAGAAGGCCGGCUCUCAGCUGCGCUUUGCCAGCAUGAAGCAGGACGUUGUUCUCAUCAAGAACCUGCUGCUCAGUGUCCAGGCCCGCUGGGACAAGCUGGUCCAGAGGUCGCUGGACCGUGGCCGACACCUCGAUGAGGCCCGCAAACGUGCCAAACAGUUCCACGAGGCCUGGAGGAAGCUGACGGACUGGCUAGAAGAAGCGGAGAAAAGACUGGACUCAGAGCUGGAGAUCUCCAACGAGCCGGACAAGAUCAAAGUACAACUGGUGAAACACAAGGAGUUUCAGAAAGCCCUGGGGUCGAAGCAGCCGGUUUACGACACUACAGUGAGGUCUGGGAGGGCCAUGAGGGACAAGGCUCAGCUGCCUGCAGACACACAGAAACUGGACCACCUGGUGGGAGAAGUCCGCGACAAGUGGGACACCGUCUGUGGCAAGAGCGUGGAGAGACAACACAAGCUGGAGGAGGCUCUGCUCUUCUCAGGACAGUUUGCCGAGGCUCUCCAGGCCCUGGUGGACUGGUUGUACCGGGUGGAGCCGCAGCUGGCUGAAGACCUGCCCGUCCAUGGAGAUCUGGAUCUGGUGUCCAACCUCAUGGACUCACAUAAGGCUUUCCAAAAAGAGCUGGGGAAGAGAACUGGCAGUGUUCAGGCUCUGAAGCGCUCCGCUCGGGACCUGAUGGAUACCGGCCGCGAUGACACGGCGUGGGUCAAAGUUCAGCUUCAGGAGCUCAGCAACCGCUGGGAUACGGUGUGCGCUCUGUCGGUCACGAAGCAAACCCGCCUCCAGGUGGCCCUCAAACAGGCGGAGGAGUUUCGUACGGCGAUACAGGUGCUCCUGGAGUGGCUCUCUGAGGCCGAGCAGACGCUUCGUUUCCGCGGCGUCCUCCCCGAAGAGGCAGAGACUCUGCAGGCGCUGCUGCACACACAUCGUGGCUUCAUGGCCACCGUGGAGGAGAAGAGGACGGACGUCAACAAGGCUGCCGGCAUGGGAGAGGGCAUCCUGACCGUCUGUCACCCUGACUCCAUCACUACCAUCAAACACUGGAUCACCAUCAUCAGGGCACGCUUCGAGGAGGUGCUGACGUGGGCCAAACAGCACGAGCAGCGGCUGGAGACGGCGCUGACCGAAGUGCUCAACAACGCCAACCUGCUGGAGGAGCUGUUGUCAUGGCUACAGUGGUCUGAGACCACAUUGGUCCAGAGAGACACAGAGCCGCUUCCUCAGGACAUCACACAGCUCAAAACACUCAUCACAGAACACCAGAUGUUUAUGGAGGAGAUGACGAGGAAGCAGCCGGACGUCGACAAAGUGACAAAGACCUACAAAAGAAAACCAGCUGAGCCUCCCAGCAGUCUGGCUGAGAGGAGAGGAGCUCGCAAACACCAGCAGCAGCAGCAGCAGGCAGCCAUGCAGCUCUCCGGAGGAAACCCUCGACUCAACCAGCUCUGUGCCAAGUGGCAGCAAGUUUGGCUGCUGGCUCUUGACCGCCAGCGCAAACUCAACGAUGGUCUGGACAGACUGGAGGAGCUCAAAGAGUUUGCCAACUUCGACUUUGAUGUGUGGAGGAAGAAGUACAUGCGCUGGAUGAACCACAAGAAGUCUCGUGUCAUGGACUUCUUCAGACGCAUCGACAAGGACCAGGAUGGAAAGAUCACACGGCAGGAGUUCAUCGACGGCAUCCUGGCUUCGAAGUUUCCCACCAGUAAGCUGGAGAUGACAGCAGUGGCAGACAUCUUUGACAGAGACGGAGACGGUUACAUCGACUACUACGAGUUCGUUGCUGCUCUGCACCCCAACAAGGACGCCUACAGACCCACCACUGACGCUGAUAAGAUAGAAGAUGAGGUGACUCGGCAGGUUGCUCAGUGUAAAUGUGCCAAGAGGUUCCAAGUGGAGCAGAUAGGAGAGAACAAAUACCGGUUCUUCCUCGGAAACCAGUUCGGUGACUCUCAGCAGCUGCGUCUGGUGAGGAUUCUGCGCAGCACGGUGAUGGUGAGAGUCGGAGGAGGUUGGAUGGCUCUGGACGAGUUCCUGGUCAAAAAUGACCCGUGCAGAGUGCAACAUCCAGGACUUAAGAUUCUCCGCUCCGAUUCCAGUAGCUCCAUCUCAUCUCGUAUAGUGACAGUCACUCCUGGCUAUUUCUGUUCCCGAGCUCGUGGUCGCACCAACCUGGAGUUGAGAGAGAAGUUCAUCCUUCCUGAAGGAGUAUCUCAGGGUCUGGCCGCCUUCCGCCCCCGAGGUCGACCCUCUAAGCCAGGCUCCCGCAACGCCUCGCCCACCCGCUCCUCCUCCUCGGCCUCCCACAGCGGCGCCUCCCUCCCCUCUGCUCCCUCCACCCCCGCCACGCCAACAGCCUCCGCAUCAUCCAGGUCCUCCCAUACUCACUCGCGUGACUAUGCCAAGCCCUGGCUGACACACAGUAAAACUCCAACGACAACCAAGUGCCAGUGCUGCCCAGAUCUCGGCCUCACCACCCCUGGGCACGAGGGGGCGACGUCGGGGUCCAAACUGAAGAGGCCGACGUUCCACUCGAGCCGAGGCUCGCUGACCGGAGAGAAUGGAGGAACGACUCCCUCCAGCAAACCAUCCCGCGCUGAUCUGAAGCGAGGGGCGUCCACAGCCAGCCGUCCGACCAGCCGAGCCGGCAGCCGGGCGGGCAGCAGAGCCAGCAGUCGCCGUGGAAGCGAUGCCUCAGAUGCAUCAGAGCUACAGGACGCUCGCUCCGUCUGCUCUGACGCCUCGGACACCCCACGACGACCCGGGGCCAAACCCUCCAAGAUUCCUACCAUCUCCAAAAAAGCCCCAAUCCCAAAGACCACGGGGGCUGCAAAAAAAUAGCUCCAGCCUCAGAGAAACUGGAGCAGAAUCGAGGGUGGACUGCUGUCAUCAGCCAUUUUGCACAUUGCACGUUGUGCACCAGCUCUUUAAGAAGUCCAUCUAACAGGGCUCGGGUAGAGUUUGUGCACUAUGACUGACAUUUUCCAGGGGAAAGAAGGAGAUGGAUAGGAUGAGUGAAUCUCCUUCUCAUUCUUUCCCAAGGCUCCAAAACGGACUGAAAACAGGAAACCUAGACGUAGAGUUUCUGGUCUGGCAGUCCCAGGCCAGAAUCUGUGGGGUCGAAAAGCGGCUUUUCCCCUUUAAGAAGCGACCCCAUUUUGCCUUCCAGUCUCCUGCUUUGUCUUUCGAAAGUUCCCCACCAUUGUGGAACCAAACACCGAACUGACUUGACGUGAUGCUGCCUUACUUACUCACUUCUGUCUCGAUCGGACGGAACAACAGAGAAAGUCUUUAAACUGCUUUAUACCACACAGACACACAAAUACACACAUUUUAACACAGAGGGAGUGGGACACGCCACCACCACGGCUGCAAAAACAAAGAAAGCCCAAAUGACAUUCAGGAAAAAAAAAAGAAAGAAAUGUGGGUCAUUAUUUUGGCUUGUGGGCCAGAUGCCUCAACGAUGAGUCUAAAAAGAAAAUAUGCAACGACUGCCAUGUCGCUUCCUCCGGACUGGUUGGCGAGAAAAACAGUCACCUCAGCAGAUCUGUGUGUGGAGUGCGCAGGAGGCGGGAAGCGCUGUCCGACACACACACACACACACACACACACACACACACACACACACACACACACACACACACACACACACACACACACACACCGGCUAACCUCAGACUCAGAGGGUCGGUGGUAGUGACUGUGGCGGUGGCGGUGCUGCUGCAGCUGAGGGCAAACACUCACACACUCAAAGACCGCAGAGCAGACUCCUCCCGGCCGCUGGAACGUUAAGUGUGUAACGUGUGUGUGCAUUUCAGCAAAGGGCGGUGUGGUUUUGUCACAUGCCGGUGUAACAAUCCGACACACGAAAAAAUCACUAACCGGCAAUAGAAAGGACUAUUUUUAUGGUGACACUCAACUAACAGCACAUUACUGACAAUAUUGGACAUGUGUAACCUAACCCGAUGUUCGACAACCAGCAUGCACUAAUUGUCUCUUCCUCUGCAGUCCCACCUUAAUAUCUAUGCUGCGUUGCCCUGAGCAACCCAGCAGCACACACACACACACACAUAUACACACACGCACACACACAAGGUGGUGUGUAUAAUGUGUGUCUUUGUUACAGGAAAUGAUAGAGGUCAUUGAUUUGAGUCACUGUAUGCAAAAAUAAUUAUUUGCGAAUGUCAUUUUUGUUUUUCUUCUCGUUGUUUUCUGGUUAAUUUAUAAUCCAGUGUACUUUUGUUAUCUAGCUUGAAAGAAAAAUCUAUUUAUUUUUCAGUUUCAUGUCAUAUCACCAUUCGCGGAGAGUGAUUUAGUAUUAUGGUUAAAGAAAUUGUGUUUUUUUUGUACCAAGGAAAUGUCCACUCCGCUCUUUUUGUGUGUUUCUACUUCAUUGUAACAUUACAUUAUUCACUAGGUCGCUGAUUCUGGUGGCAGCCUUGUUUGUUCAUUUCUCUUUUUUGCUAAUGACUACAAUUCCCAGACCAUGACCAAAGGGGUUUGCCCUUCAUGUGUAGAGAGAACUACAAAUAUGAAUGACAGGAGACCUGGGCAGAGUGGACCAAUGAGAGCGGGUUUCCUCCCUCAUGUCCAUCCCCAGCGUUUCUUCUUCUAGGCUUUUUUCAAAUGCCCGUCAUUGACGGAGCUGAGUUGUCUCUGUGUUAUCUCAGUGUAAGAGAUGAGGUUUAUGAAAAACUAAUGAAAUUACAGUAAGAAAGAAGACAUCUUAAGGUGAUUUUUAUUUAUUUAUUGUCUCUCUGAGGGGAGGAGGAUUCGGGGUGCAGGAGACGAGUCCUCCACCUUUUGAUGCUGUGCUACUCUCAGUGUGAUGAUGAGAAAAUGGAGGGUGGGGAUGGGUGUUACUAGGAGUCAAUUGUGUAAAAGUAAAACAAAAAACUAAAAUUAUAAACAAUUUUUUGUUCUGUUUUUGUAUUAAAAAUAUGCUUGCAGUAAAACUGUC
Messenger RNA from Cottoperca gobio, 26158 nucleotides. It is a transcript of the gene macf1a, whose product is annotated as microtubule actin crosslinking factor 1a. Gene Ontology annotation, cellular component: cell junction; membrane; keratin filament. The record is from RefSeq and is a predicted model, not a curated record. NCBI's taxonomy places the organism in Eukaryota, Metazoa, Chordata, Actinopteri, Perciformes, Bovichtidae. Gene Ontology annotation, biological process: wound healing; intermediate filament bundle assembly. Gene Ontology annotation, molecular function: calcium ion binding; microtubule binding; structural molecule activity.